Messenger RNA from Mesocricetus auratus (golden hamster), 3327 nucleotides. RefSeq names its product G protein-coupled receptor 61 (gene Gpr61). The record is from RefSeq and is a predicted model, not a curated record. Gene Ontology annotation, biological process: G protein-coupled receptor signaling pathway. The coding region runs from base 666 to 2015 and encodes 449 amino acids. The transcript has 2 exons. Gene Ontology annotation, molecular function: G protein-coupled receptor activity. Gene Ontology annotation, cellular component: signaling receptor complex; endosome; plasma membrane. Lineage: Eukaryota; Metazoa; Chordata; Mammalia; Rodentia; Cricetidae.
GCUCUCCGAGCAUCCUGCUCUGCUGGCUGCCUCUCUCCGCUUACUGCAGUGGUUCAGGCUUCAGCAGCCUCGGAGAAGCAUCAGCUGAGAGCAGCUAUCACAUAGGAGCUGGGAGCUGCUCAGCAAAGAUGCUUUCGUGAGGAAACUGGAGUCCAGAAGAGCUGCAGAGUGAGUAAUGCCCAGACCUGAAACUAGAAGCUGAAUCUUAUUCUCCUGCUCCCCAUUCUGAUGAAAAAUCAGAAAACUCACACAGCCACCCUAAAGCCAGAGCACUGUCUCAGGGCUCAGCAGGACCCUGGAGAAGGGAGACAGAGGAUUUAGAAUUGCCCUCAAGAGAGAAGAAAAGCAUGGAGAACUAGCAAAGGAAGUGGGAAAAGAGGUACCAGAGACCACUUGAAAGGUGGAGUAUUGUGAGUAUGUGACCAUCGGUCCCUUACCUGUCUGCUACUUCCCAUCACCUCCUGACAGAAACCGGACAUGAGCUCCUGAGUUCAGAGCUGCCUGGCCUGGCACUACCACAGAGGAGCCCAGCUUGGAACUGAUAAGGGCCUGUCCGGCAGGCUCCAGUGGAAGCCUAGGCCUGGGGCUUUCCAUCCCAGGGCUGUGGAGUAGGAUGGGGGAUGGGCCUGUAGCAGGAAGUGCCCUGGGUGUCCUCUUUCGGCCCCAUGGAGUCCUCACCCAUUCCCCAGUCAUCAGGAAACUCGUCCACUUUGGGAAGAGCUCUUCAAACCCCAGGUCCCUCUACUGCCAGCGGUGUCCCCGAGUUGGGACUUGAGGACGUGGCUUCAGAAUCCGUGGCUCUCUUCUUCAUGCUCCUAUUGGACCUGACUGCUGUGGCUGGCAAUGCUGCUGUGAUGGCUGUCAUCGCCAAAACACCCGCCCUCCGAAAGUUUGUUUUUGUCUUCCAUCUCUGUCUCGUGGACCUGCUGGCUGCUUUGACCCUCAUGCCCCUGGCCAUGCUCUCCAGCUCUGCCCUCUUUGACCACGCCCUCUUCGGAGAGGUGGCCUGUCGCCUCUACUUGUUCCUGAGCGUUUGCUUUGUCAGCCUGGCCAUCCUUUCGGUGUCUGCCAUUAAUGUGGAACGUUACUAUUAUGUGGUCCACCCCAUGCGCUACGAGGUACGCAUGACCCUGGGGCUGGUGGCCUCCGUGCUGGUGGGCGUGUGGAUAAAGGCCCUGGCCAUGGCAUCUGUGCCAGUGUUGGGACGGGUCUCCUGGGAGGAAGGAGCUCCCAGUGUUAACCCAGGCUGUUCUCUCCAAUGGAGCCAUAGUGCCUACUGCCAGCUUUUUGUGGUGGUCUUCGCUGUCCUUUACUUCUUGCUGCCCUUGAUCCUGAUCUUUGUGGUCUACUGCAGCAUGUUCCGCGUGGCUCGUGUGGCUGCCAUGCAACAUGGGCCGCUGCCCACGUGGAUGGAGACACCCCGGCAGCGCUCUGAGUCUCUCAGCAGCCGUUCUACGAUGGUCACCAGCUCUGGGGCUCACCAGACCACUCCACACCGGACGUUUGGGGGUGGGAAGGCAGCCGUGGUCCUCCUGGCCGUAGGAGGACAGUUCCUGCUCUGUUGGUUGCCCUUCUUCUCUUUCCAUCUCUACGUUGCCCUGAGCGCUCAGCCCAUUUCAACGGGGCAGGUGGAGAACGUGGUGACCUGGAUUGGCUACUUUUGCUUCACUUCCAAUCCUUUUUUCUAUGGGUGUCUCAACCGUCAGAUCCGGGGUGAGCUUAGCAAACAGUUUGUCUGCUUCUUCAAGGCAGCUCCAGAGGAGGAGCUGAGGCUGCCUAGUCGGGAGGGCUCUAUUGAGGAGAAUUUCCUACAGUUCCUCCAGGGGACCUCUGAGAAUUGGGUUUCCAGGCCCCUACCCAGCCCUAAGCAGGAGCCACCGCCUGCUGUUGAUUUUCGAAUCCCAGGUCAGAUUGCUGAGGAGACCUCCGAGUUCCUGGAACAGCAACUCACCAGCGACAUCAUCAUGUCUGACAGCUACCUCCGUCCUGCCCCCUCACAAAGGCUGCAGUCAUGAUGGACCCCUGGAGGGAAAUAAGGCUUGGGGCUGGUUUAUGGUCUUAAGGACUGCCUUUUCCAUCUGGCUGGGGUUUGGGCUGGGGUCUCUGGACUUAGCUUUUGCUUCGUGUUUCCUUGGUCAGGACCAGAGUCAACAGGAUGGACAUGUGGCCAAAGCCUUGGACUUGACUGUGAUCUUUGACUAUUGGGGGAGGGAACCUGGGUAUGGUGAAGAGAAAAGGGCCACAAAGGUGAGGCGACGCCUUUCUACCAGGGAACUUGUCAUGCCUCGGGCUACAGGGAAAAUUUCCAAGGGUAGGCAUUGGAGCAGCAAGCUAGGAACAGAGUUAUUCUGGGGACCAUUGAGGUUUAUUUCCUUCUGGUAUAAUAGUUCAGGGUAAUACACUGAAACAAGGUAAGGAAUUGGCCCACAUCUAUUGCUUACUAGGUCCAAAAAAGAGCAAAACUGUAGCCGAGUGUUACCAUGAGUUAAUAGAUUCCUUUUCAAAAGUUAGUGCACAAGAUUUCUCUUAAAGUGAGUAGACCAGUAGAGGGAACUCUUUCCUGGAUUUGUAAGGGUAGCGGAGGGGAAGACAGGAAAACUCUCUGCAGCUCUCUCCCAUUCUCUUUCUGCGUGUAGGAGAUCAAGUAUGGGUUCCGAUCUCAGCAGAGACAAACAGGCUGCUCCUUUCCUCCCUGUCUUUUGAGUAACUAGAAUGCCUGGGGGUCAGAGAGCUGAGGGUGGGGGCUUGAACUGGUAACGCGGCUGGAUACGGAAAGGCCAGGUAAGUUACUCUGAUCAAUAAUACUGCCAAUCUUUUCUUUCCAGGACUGGCCUCCCUGAUCUCUCUCCUCAUGGCAGUGACCCACUUCCAGCCCCCUGGACAAUCGGGUACAGGAGACUAAGGUUGGGCAAGGGGAAGGGCGGGGUUUCCACAGUCCAUGAAAUGCCUCCCUGUUCUCAUUGUUCUCAAAAUUAGCUUCUGUGAUGAAAACUCUGUGUCUCCUACCUGCAGCCCUAGGUGGGAGAGAGGGCAGAGAGUUGGGCUUUGCUGUUUAUUGUUUAAGACUAUAGGAACCAUAUUGGUUAGUAUCAGCAAAAGUAUUUGCAAUGCAGAGGGAUUAAUUGCAAGCUGGACAGGCUACCUAUCUGGGACCUCCUGUCCAUUCCACUUCCCUCAAUUGAAAACCAAAGGGUUAUGGCAGAACUAGAAGGUGAUGUGGUCUAUACCUGAACAAAUUUCUGGUUCACUGAAAAACAAAGGGGGAAAGUGUGUUGGAGUGGAGUAGUUUUCCCUUUGGACAACUAAUAAAUUUUAUGAUAAAAGUUA